AUGAGAAGAGCCGUGCGGACAGAGGACGCAGGAAGGGAGGAGGAAGAGGAGGAGGAGGAGGGGUACCAUCACCACCGGCGCGCGCGGCACGGUCUCCAAUCCCCUCGCGCAGGGAUGGAGAGCACAAGAGCGCACAGGACAGCUGGGUUGGAUCCCGAAAGCCGGGGCGGAAAGAGCACCGGGAAGCCAGACAUGAGGGCUGAGCGGCGCGGGGGAAACCUCCACCUGCAGCGGACUAUGAUUUUUCUCAUGGCGCUAACGAUACAACCACAGACUGUGUGCGCGGUGGGGAUGUUUGAACUUCAGAUCCGUCACUUCCAGAACCCAGAUGGACUCCUUCAGUCUGGAGACUGCUGUGACGCGCAGACCAGCGGGGGACAGCGCUGCUCUGCCAGGGACCAGUGUGACACUUUCUUCCAAGCAUGUCUCAAGGAAUAUCAGGCCCGCGUGGCCCCGACUGGAGCCUGCACUUUCGGCUCGGGGAGCACGGACAUCCUGGGUGGAAACUCCCAGUUGCUCCACCACCGAGGACACGACAGGGGAAGAGGAGAGGACCGCGCAAAUAUACACAUCGCUAUUCCCUUCAAAUACGCCUGGCCAGUAAGCAGGUGUGAGUGUGAGAAAGUUCUACAUGAGAAAACCAACCGGGAUCGGUUUCAGGGCCAGGCCAUGGGGGCAGGUAGGGCCGCAGAGGGGGCCGAGCUGGGACACACUGUGGCGGCCGCGGUGCGCCGUCACCUGAAAGGCCGGCUUUAUCUGGACAUCUAUGGGAGGGGGGAGGGGUGGGGGAGGCUGAUCCCCUGCCCCAGAACAUGGGAUGUUCAAAGGCUUGGUAACUGCGAGGUCACACAAGUGAGCCCCGUCUCUGUUGGUGCUGGACUUAUUCAACCAUGA
Molecule: messenger RNA, 894 nt
Organism: Menidia menidia (Atlantic silverside)
Lineage: Eukaryota; Metazoa; Chordata; Actinopteri; Atheriniformes; Atherinopsidae
Source: the annotation of a GenBank genome assembly